GCCGCUGCCCCGAGCGGCGGUGCGAGCGAGGGCGGCGGCGCCUGCGCGGUGUGGAGUUCGCGCCUCUCCUCAGCCGUCCUUGCGGGCCGGGCGGCGGAGGCGGCGGGAUGGAGCGCGAGGCGGAGCCGCGUGCGUGAGGCCGAGGCGGAGCCGCUGCGGCAGCGAGCGGGACCCCGACGUGAUGAAUAUCAGAUCCAUGCUGAGCAGGAAGAUGCUUUCUGAAACUUCAUUUUGGGAUAUUGACAAGAGUAGCUGCGUCUGAGCCGGCACUGGGACUGGGAAAAGUUCUCUGCUGUUGUCAUAUAACAAUUUUAUUGGCUUCCUCAGGAAGAAGAAUGAAAUAUCGAGCAAGCAGGAACUGAUGGGAGUCUGCUGUGGGAAGGGAGGUGUGAUGGACAGGUAGCAGAAGAUUUCACUUUGAUAUCAGGGAAUCAGAAUGACCGAGUGCUUCCUGCCUCCCACCAGCAGCCCCAGUGAACACCGUCGGGUAGAACACAGUGGGGGUCUUGCUCGUACUCCCAGCUCUGAAGAGAUCAGCCCUACAAAAUUCCCUGGGUUGUACCGUACUGGUGAGCCUUCGCCACCUCACGACAGCUUGCAUGAGCCUCCAGAUAUAGUAUCUGAUGAUGAAAAGGAGCAUGGGAAGAAGAAAGGAAAAUUUAAAAAGAAAGAAAAAAGAACGGAAGGUUAUGCUGCCUUCCAAGAGGACAGUUCUGGCGAUGAAGCUGAAAGUCCUUCCAAGUUGAAGCGGUCCAAGGGAAUACAUGUCUUCAAGAAACCCAGCUUUUCCAAAAAAAAGGAAAAGGAUUUUAAAAUAAAAGAGAAACCCAAAGAUGAAAAACACAAGGAAGACAAGCAUAAGGAAGACAAACACAAAGAGAAGAAGUCGAAAGACUUAACUGCAGCAGAUGUUGUAAAACAGUGGAAAGAGAAGAAGAAAAAGAAAAAGCCAAUUCAAGAGCCAGAGAUACCUCAAGUGGAUGUUCCAAGUCACAGACCUGUGUUUGGCAUUCCGUUGUCUGACGCAGUAGACAGGACCAUGAUGUACGAUGGCAUCCGCCUGCCUGCAGUUUUCCGUGAAUGUAUAGAUUACGUAGAGAAGUAUGGCAUGAAGUGUGAAGGCAUCUACAGAGUUUCAGGAAUAAAGUCAAAAGUUGAUGAGCUGAAAGCAGCCUAUGACCGAGAAGAAUCUCCCAACCUGGAAGAAUACGAGCCCAACACAGUAGCCAGCUUGCUGAAACAGUACCUACGAGAACUGCCUGAAAACCUGCUGACCAAAGAGCUAAUGCCCCGCUUUGAAGAUGCUUGUGGAAAGAGCACAGAAGCUGAGAAAGUCCAGGAGUGCCAGAGGCUGCUGAAAGAGCUGCCCGAGUGUAACCAUCUCCUCAUUUCUUGGCUCAUUGUGCACAUGGACCACGUUAUCGCAAAGGAACUGGAAACAAAAAUGAACAUCCAGAAUAUUUCUAUAGUGCUCAGCCCUACUGUCCAGAUCAGCAACCGUGUCCUGUAUGUAUUUUUUACACAUGUUCAAGAGUUCUUUGGGAAUGUGACCCUAAAACAGGUAACAAAACCUCUUCGUUGGUCAAAUAUGGCGACCAUGCCGGCACUACCAGAGACACAGGAAAGCAUCAAAGAAGAAAUCAGACGACAGGAGUUCCUACUGAACUGUUUACACCGAGACUUGCAGGCAGGGAUAAAAGACUUAUCCAAAGAAGAGAGACUCUGGGAGGUGCAAAGAAUUUUAACAGCUCUUAAGAGGAAGCUGAGAGAAGCCAAGAGACAAGAGUGUGAAACAAAGAUUGCACAAGAAAUUGCCAGCCUUUCCAAGGAGGAUGUCUCCAAAGAAGAAAUGAAUGAGAAUGAGGAAGUUAUAAAUAUUCUACUUGCUCAGGAGAAUGAGAUUUUAACAGAGCAAGAAGAACUGCUGGCCAUGGAGCAGUUUCUGCGGAGACAAAUAGCCUCAGAGAAGGAAGAAAUCGAUCGCCUUCGUGCAGAAAUAGCUGAAAUACAAAGUCGCCAGCAGCAUGGCCGGAGUGAAACAGAGGAGUAUUCUUCAGAGAGUGAAAGUGAGAGUGAGGAUGAGGAGGAGCUGCAGGUCAUCCUGGAGGAUUUGCAGAGGCAGAAUGAGGAGCUGGAGAUAAAGAACAAUCACCUGAACCAAGCAAUUCACGAGGAGCGAGAGGCCAUCAUUGAGCUGCGCGUGCAGCUCCGGCUGUUGCAGCGAGCCAAGUCAGAGCAGCAGGCACAGGAGGAGGAGGAAGCGGAAAAGCGUGGGGCUGCUUCUCAGCAGCAAAGGGACGGGGUCCUGGAGACGAAAGCAGCCAAAGAGCAGCCAAAAGCAAGCAAGGAGCAGCAAGUGAAGCCAUCUCCAAGCAAAGACAGGAAAGAGACUCCUAUUUGAUCAGGCUCUUGGGUAUUUGUAACGUAACAUCAACCACCGUGUGCAAAUAACUGACAUUUGGGUCAAACUGCACAACUGGUUGCUGGCUGUGCGCAUCCUGUAAAGAACUUUGUCUGCUAAGCCUGGAGACUGCUGUCUCUACUCCUUGUGGCUUCUGCUCAUCACUCAGGUGAGUGCAGAGAGGCCAGAAGAGUUCUCCAGCUUCUAUCAGAUUAUUUCAAGACUGGUUUCCUUCAGGUGAUUUACAAUAAUUCCGUAACAGUUUUAUUUUAAACCAAACCCAUUCUUUACAUUCAUCAGAGCAGAACUGAAGGUCUCAUUUCCAGCAAAUGAGAGCAAACACCGACACGUACUCAUUAUUUGCCCCGCGAUUCUACUCAUUCACCAUUAUUUCUGCUUAUUAACCUCGUCACUUCUUGCUUGUGCCUUUGAUACCUUUCUGAUGCAGAUUAUAUACAUGGGAGCUUUAAAUUUAUCCUUGGUUGGCUGAAAAGGUGGGAGACUGUGGGGUAUCACGUUUACCUGACAUGCCCUUAAACUUUUUUUUUUUGUUUUAAGGUGUACUGAAUAAAUGUGAAACUUGACAGAUGUUACUUAUGUCUCUGUAUGAUGGAAACGUUCACCAAGAGCUGGUGGUGUGUGGCAGUGCAGCUGAUGCAUCUGCUCACUCGUAAACCAUCGUCACACCCACGGUGAGACAGGUCUGUGCUGCUGCCCUACAGCAAGGCAGUGCUGCGUUCCUCCCUGCAGGAGCGGCACCAGCUGGAGGCGCCGAGCCCAGCAACAGCCUUGGGCUGGCGUUGUAAGUCAGCCUGGUGGCUGCUUUAUUUCCUGCCUCCACCCCUCCGAAACCUUCGGCCCUGCAGGCAGCUGAGGGCCGUUCCUGUUUCUUCGUGACGUUGCUGUCACGAGCGCCCUCUCCGUCGGCCCCUGGGGCAGGUGCAGAGAGCUGCUCUUAUUUCUCAAUCGGGGUAUUUAUUUUCAGCACCUGUUGGACGUGGUUAUAAUUCUGUAUCUAUUGCACUGUUGUGAAGCAUUGGCCAUGAUUUGAUUUUGUACAAAUAAUGCUUUGAUAUGUUAUAGAAAACUGCAUAGUAUUUUUUUAAAAUUUGGAAAGAAGUUUAUAAACACAAAAAGCGGUCAGAUGACAGAUGUUAAAUAGAGCAUUCUCCCUUGCCUUCGUUACAUACAUUUUAUAUAUGCUGGCAAUAUUUAAACUUUUUUUUUUGUUGUUUCUUUCACACUAAUUCCUAUUGAAUUGUCACGGAUUUUUCUAAUGUUCUUCAGAAAAAUCUCUUAAUCUGGUUAACUUUUAUUUUGUUAGGAUUGUAUUUAUCAAGCAAAUAAAUUCAACAGCCAUUUGAAAGGA
Messenger RNA from Tympanuchus pallidicinctus (lesser prairie-chicken), 3770 nucleotides. It is a transcript of the gene RALBP1, whose product is annotated as ralA binding protein 1. NCBI's taxonomy places the organism in Eukaryota, Metazoa, Chordata, Aves, Galliformes, Phasianidae. Gene Ontology annotation, cellular component: membrane. Gene Ontology annotation, biological process: positive regulation of GTPase activity; small GTPase-mediated signal transduction; endocytosis. Gene Ontology annotation, molecular function: GTPase activator activity; small GTPase binding. The coding region runs from base 437 to 2401 and encodes 654 amino acids. The transcript is spliced from 11 exons. The record is from RefSeq and is a predicted model, not a curated record.